This is a messenger RNA of Fusarium vanettenii 77-13-4, 1521 nucleotides long. RefSeq lists its product as uncharacterized. The coding region runs from base 1 to 1521 and encodes 506 amino acids. NCBI's taxonomy places the organism in Eukaryota, Fungi, Ascomycota, Sordariomycetes, Hypocreales, Nectriaceae. Gene Ontology annotation, molecular function: amino acid transmembrane transporter activity. The transcript has 3 exons. Gene Ontology annotation, biological process: amino acid transmembrane transport. The record is from RefSeq and is a predicted model, not a curated record. Gene Ontology annotation, cellular component: vacuolar membrane.
AUGUCUUCCAGGCCCAUCCACCCAGACCUCGAGAAUGCAAGCCCGCCAAGAUCCUCGUCAUGGCUUGCCUCCGCCUUUGGAGGAAGAAAUCUCGUGAUCGGCCCGCGCAUCGAACCGCUCCCCAACGACAAUCUACCCAAGACGAUCCACGACAGCGACAGUCAGACGGCUGAUCUUGUGGACACGCAGUCCGACUCUGAAGUGGGCAACACCAUCCAGUACCGGACAUGCUCUUGGCAAAAGACGGCCGGUCUUCUGUUCAGCGAGUACAUUGUGCUCUCCAUCAUGAGCUUUCCUUGGUCGUACAGCCUACUCGGUCUCGUCCCUGGCUUGAUCCUCACGGCCGUGAUCGCCGGUGUUGUGUUAUACACCAGCUUGAUUCUGUGGGAGUUCUGUCUGCGACACCCCGAGGUUAGAGACAUCUGCGAUAUUGGGCAGAUACUCUUCUGGGACAAAAAAUGGGCGUGGUGGUGUACAGCCGUCAUGUUCACCCUUAAUAACACCUUCAUUCAAGCCCUCCACAUCCUAGUCGGCGCCAUCUACCUCAACACCAUGACCGUGUCCGAUCCAAUCCGGGCAUGUCGCACUGUCGCAUUCGCAAUCGUCGUCACGUCCAUCAGCUGGCUAGGCUCGCUCCCACGCACGUUCGAUAUGAUGGCCAAAAUCGGCGCCAUAUCAACAUUCUUCACCUUCAUCUCCGUCAUCCUGGCCACGGCAUUUACGGCUGCCCAGGGCGAGCCGGCGGGAUAUCCUUCACUGGGGGAACCAAUCAUUUCCAUCUGGACGCCAAAGACCACCACUCUCGUGACGGGAAUGUCGGCCUUCCUGAACAUCAGCUUCACAUUUAUGGGGCAGCUCACGCUCCCCAGCUUCAUUGCGGAAAUGCGCGAGCCCCGAGACUUUCCCAAAGCUUUGUGGGUUUGUACGAUCGCUGAGAUCAUCACAUUCAGCGUCGUCGGCACCGUCAUCUACGUCUACACCGGCAAUCAAUACAUGGUGACCCCAGCCUUUGGUGCCCUGGAAACCGUCUACAAGAAGGUGUCGUAUUCCUUCAUGGUUCCGACAAUAGUAUUUGUUGGGUGCCUUUACGCCUCUGUCACUGGCCGAUUCAUCUUCUUUCGAAUGUUCCAGGACUCCCGUCACCUCACCGAGCACACCUUCAAAGGCUGGUUCUGGUGGGUAUUUGUUCUACUCAUGACCUGGGUGUUUGCCUUUCUCAUCUCUGGGAUCAUUCCUUUUUUCGAGUCAUUGCUGUCUGUCAUGGCAUCGCUAUUCAACUGUUGGUUUGGCUUCAUCUUCUGGGGUCUUGCCUACUUUCGCAUGAGGAACGCAGAUCAAAGGGUGGGCAAGGCACGAAAGUCUCUCCUUGAUUACAUGUCGAUCGUUUUGAACGUCACCCUCAUCUUGAUCGGCUUCUUGUAUCUCACCUUGGGUACAUACGUGAGUGUGCAAGGCAUCAUCGAUCAGUUCAAGGAAGGAAACGUGAGCGGAGUUUUCUCAUGCAGGAGUAACGGUUUGUAG